Oryza sativa Japonica Group (Japanese rice) is the source of this 1275-nucleotide messenger RNA. RefSeq lists its product as uncharacterized. The record is from RefSeq and is a predicted model, not a curated record. Lineage: Eukaryota; Viridiplantae; Streptophyta; Magnoliopsida; Poales; Poaceae. Gene Ontology annotation, biological process: vacuolar proton-transporting V-type ATPase complex assembly.
GAGAUCCGGCCGUGUAUUAGCGCUCACGAGUCGGGGCAAGCGCACACACCCGCAUCGCACGAGCAGAGGACUCGAGACCCACGCGCAUCCUCCCCGGCCGCCGCGGCGGCUCGGCCUCCGCCACUCACCAGUGAGCUUCGACAGCGAGGGUUUGCACGGGAUCCCCGGGUACGAUGGCGGCGGCGACGGAGGAGCAGCUGCGAAUCACGGGAUCCGUCGUCCCUGGAGUCGGGGAAGUGGAAGAGGUCGACGAGGCCACAGAGGGGGGACGACUUGGGCGAGGCGACGACGACGAGAUCCUGCGGUUCAUGGACUCUGUGGACGGCUACCUCCUCCUCAUGGAUUCACUGUCCUCCGUUCUCCGCCCGGGGUGGCUUGAUCUGGCAAGUGCCCGUCACUCGAUGGGUACAUCACGUGUUUCGAGUACACUCUUCGAUCACAAAGAGCAAUCUGCAGCUAGCAAGCUGCAAGUGGUUGAUUCUGCAGACUCGCAGUCAUCAGAGCCAAACCCACAUUUUAUCCUGUCAAAGUGGUGCUUGCAAGAAAAAUCCAACUCCAAUGACGCUGUCGGUGUGCGAGAUACUACUAAGCCAAAAUUAAGGUACCGAGGGUCAGCAGCAACGCCAGAAGAUGGCAGCCAUGAUUCAGAUGCAACUCCGGCAGAGUCUGCUACUAGUGUGGACACUAGUAGCCAUGUUCAGAAGGCAAGAUCAAAAGCACUAUCAACCUUUGGAGCACUGGUAUCUCCAAAACUACGAUCGGCCCAGAUGUCCUUUGAAACAGCACUUGAAUUAAUUGUGGAAUUAGCAAAUUCUAGGUCAGACAUGUUAUCUAGUUUCUCUCAAAUAAAGGGGGAGUGACUGUUGAUUCAGCCACGCGUGCAACACAUCAUGUUCAGAAGCAUUUCCGUGCUGCUGUUUGAUCUGUCAUCUAUAUACCAACUACUUCACUACGGUAAUCAAUAAUUCCAUACAUCAGACCUUCAUUAUGGGCAAGACUUUUAUCUCUGUAGAUUUGUCCGAUGAAUUUUUUCGUGCUUUGCAGUGUGCCAGAGCUAAUGAGCAAACGGAACGUUGCUAUUCUCAUCUUAGUUUUUUUUUUUUUUUAACAAACAGCAGCAAUUGUAGAAAACUUUAUUUAGAUGUUGAUAUGAAUCGAGAUGCCUCUGGUCAUAAACAUAUUUGCUCUUGUACCUUGAAAAUUGUGUGUUGUCCUCGUUUGAGACUUGCGUGCAUAUUGGCCCAGAUGAAACAACUGAACAAAUCCUUUUGUUGA